CAUUGAUAGGUGGCACUGACUGGCACUGAUGGGUGACACUGAAAGGCAGCUCAGAUGGGCACUGAUAUGUGGCAUUGAUGUGCACUGGUAGGUACUGAUAUGUGGCACUGAUGGGCACUGGCACGAGGCACUGAAGAGCACUGACAUAAGGCACUGAUGGACACUGACAGGUGGCACUGCUGGGGCUACACUGAUCAUCAGGGCACACUGAUCAUCAGUGCCCCGAUGAUCACUGUCAGCGUGACAGCUCGAGAGGAGAGAAAUGCCGAUAACCGUGAUUGGACACAGCUGAUCACAUGACCGAGCCGACAUCUUCGGCUCUUUCCGUGAUCCGCUGUGAGCCGCGCAUGCGCAGUG
Molecule: messenger RNA, 357 nt
Organism: Staurois parvus
Lineage: Eukaryota; Metazoa; Chordata; Amphibia; Anura; Ranidae
Source: the annotation of a GenBank genome assembly